Molecule: messenger RNA, 138 nt
Organism: Staurois parvus
Lineage: Eukaryota; Metazoa; Chordata; Amphibia; Anura; Ranidae
Source: the annotation of a GenBank genome assembly
AUGGACCUGCACUUCCACAGCUCCACUGUUAUGGCUCUGCAAGAGGCCUCAGAAACUUAUCUCAUUGGACUCUUCAAACACACCUACCUAUGUGCCAUACCGGCCAAAAGAUUCACCAUCAUUCCCAAAGACAUAUAG